Messenger RNA from Peromyscus eremicus (cactus mouse), 4854 nucleotides. RefSeq names its product 6-phosphofructo-2-kinase/fructose-2,6-biphosphatase 1 (gene Pfkfb1). The transcript has 16 exons. Bases 398 to 1744 code for a protein of 448 amino acids. Gene Ontology annotation, molecular function: fructose-2,6-bisphosphate 2-phosphatase activity; ATP binding; 6-phosphofructo-2-kinase activity. Gene Ontology annotation, biological process: fructose 2,6-bisphosphate metabolic process; fructose metabolic process. Lineage: Eukaryota; Metazoa; Chordata; Mammalia; Rodentia; Cricetidae. Gene Ontology annotation, cellular component: cytosol; 6-phosphofructo-2-kinase/fructose-2,6-biphosphatase complex. The record is from RefSeq and is a predicted model, not a curated record.
CCUGCGACGUGCGGGACGCACGCAGGGCGGGGCUUCGAGUUCAGUUCUCACAGGCGGGAGACGGAACUGAGGUGGAGAAGCUGUAGGAAAACCGGGUGUGGUCGUACAAGCUUGCAACCCCAGUACUCAGGAGACUGAGGCAGGGGCAGUCAUGAAUUCAUGUCCAGCCUGGGCUACAUAACAAGACCCAGUCCAAAACCUGAGAAGAGUGACUGGAAAAACCAGGAAAAGGCGCUGAAGCUAAGUAGAAGUUGAGUAAAUUCGUCUCAGUCUCACAGAAGUGGUAGAGCCAAGAUUUAAACCCUUCUUAAUCAGCCUUCCCAGGAACCAACGGAUGCCACCCACUGGACCUGCUUUGGGGGUCUGUAAAUGCAGGAGAGCCAUCGGAUAAUUAGCGAUGGAAGAAAAAGCCUCUAAGAGAACAGCAUCCAUACCACAGUUCACCAAUUCUCCCACAAUGGUGAUCAUGGUGGGUUUACCAGCUCGAGGCAAGACCUACAUCUCUACGAAGCUCACACGCUAUCUCAACUGGAUAGGAACACCAACUAAAGUGUUUAAUUUAGGCCAGUAUCGACGAGAGGCAGUGAGCUACAGGAACUAUGAAUUCUUUCUCCCAGACAACAUGGAGGCCCAGCUUAUCAGGAAGCAGUGUGCUCUGGCUGCCCUAAAGGACGUCCAUAAAUAUCUCAGCCGUGAGGAGGGUCAUGUUGCGGUUUUUGAUGCCACCAACACUACCAGAGAGCGACGAUCAUUGAUUCUGCAGUUUGCUAAAGAGCAUGGUUACAAGGUCUUCUUUAUUGAGUCUAUUUGUAAUGACCCUGACAUCAUUGCAGAAAACAUCAAGCAAGUGAAACUAGGCAGUCCUGAUUACAUUGACUGUGAUCAAGAAAAGGUUUUGGAAGACUUUCUUAAGAGAAUUGAGUGCUAUGAGAUCAACUACCAACCCUUGGAUGAGGAAUUGGACAGUCAUCUGUCCUACAUCAAGAUCUUUGACGUGGGCACACGCUACAUGGUAAAUCGAGUGCAGGACCAUGUUCAGAGCCGCACAGCCUACUACCUCAUGAACAUCCAUGUCACACCUCGAUCCAUCUACCUAUGCCGGCAUGGUGAGAGUGAACUCAACCUCAGAGGCCGCAUUGGAGGUGACUCUGGCCUCUCCACUCGGGGCAAACAGUAUGCCUAUGCCCUGGCCAACUUCAUUCAGUCUCAAGGCAUCAGCUCCCUGAAGGUGUGGACUAGCCAUAUGAAGAGGACCAUUCAGACUGCUGAGGCCCUAGGUGUCCCCUAUGAACAGUGGAAAGCCCUGAAUGAGAUUGAUGCGGGUGUCUGUGAGGAGAUGACCUAUGAAGAAAUCCAGGAACACUACCCUGAAGAAUUUGCACUACGGGACCAAGAUAAAUAUCGUUACCGCUAUCCAAAGGGAGAGUCCUAUGAGGAUCUGGUUCAGCGUCUUGAGCCAGUUAUAAUGGAGCUAGAACGACAAGAAAAUGUACUAGUGAUCUGUCACCAGGCUGUCAUGCGGUGUCUCCUGGCAUACUUCCUGGAUAAAAGUUCAGAUGAGCUGCCCUAUCUCAAGUGUCCUCUGCACACAGUGCUCAAACUCACACCUGUGGCUUAUGGCUGCCGAGUGGAGUCCAUCUACCUGAAUGUGGAAGCUGUGAACACACACCGGGACAAGCCUGAGAAUGUGGACAUCACCCGUGAACCUGAGGAAGCCCUGGACACUGUCCCUGCCCAUUACUGAAUCCUUUCCAAGUGGUCAGAUUGCCUCUGUCCUCGUUGCUUUCCUCCUGUAGGAACUGCUGCCCUUGUUCUCCCUAAGCAGACUCUGGCUUUGUCCUGAGAGUGCCCUACCUCCAGUGAAGAAGUCCGUAGCAGCUCCCAAACAAGUCUCAAUUCCUAAGGAGCCUACUUAGUCAUGGAUAAAGUUCUUCUUAAAUAACUAUUUUCUAAUGAAUAAAGAUGUGUCUUCCCACCUAUAGGACAGGAAGAGGCUAUAUGGCUUCUCCCAUUGUUCUCAAGAGCCUGAUUCUUACCCAACUCUGGUACUGUUGGUGAAGAAUGGGUGAGGACGUCUGAGAUCAAAGAGUCCUGGGGUAGCACUCUCAAAGAUGGAAAAGAUAGGUCCUUGUGAGUUCCUGUUGGUUUUGUUCCUUGGCAGUCAAGUUACUCGGGGACAAGAUGUAUUCAUUAUUAUACUCAGAGAAGAAUCUAGCACUUGGGCUAAGAGCUUCAGUCUCCUCCAACUCUUGCUACUAUCCUGAGUAAUUUAAUUGCCUAUGUUAUUGCCUAUGUUAAUGAUGCCAUUAACACCCUCCCUCCCUCCCAGAGAUGUGACCCCGUCAACUUCAGUGGUUAUCUGUUUUCAUUUGUGGGAUCCUCUCUCUGGGCUAACUUACUGGCUGGAAGCUUCCAGUUCAUUCAAGUCUGUAAAAUUUUAUCAUCCUUAAGACAUUAGCAGUAUGCCUCCACACCAUAGGCAUUCAUGUAGUAUUUCCUAAAUGAACAGUAUCUGCCCUUGUUCAUCAGUAUGUUCCUUUUGAGCUCUCCUUUGUCUCCUAGUUCUUUAGUCUCUCAAUAUUCUUGUAAUCCCUAACCAACUUGGACCUACUUCUUCAGCCACACUAGCCAUACACUAAUCAUUAUGGGCCAGGUUCUAGUGCCCAUGUGAUAAACAGACUCAUAACCUGGCUGCCACCGCCUUUGUUCCCUAGUCCUUUCAUCACAACCACCUAGUAAGAGCCAAGCCUUGAAUCAUCACACCUUUUUUUUCUGGGAUCUACUAGGGUUGUAGAUCACUACUUGAAACAGGUCUAUUUAUCUACUCCUACAUAGCCACCCUUGAAUCCUGUUCAAAGUCGGGGUCACCCUGUAUUUUCUGGCACCCUGUCCCUUUCCACUGUCUCAUACUACUUCAGUCAAUUCCUGACUCGUACAUAUUAAUCCCCUGCCUCUCAUUUGGCUUUGGCCCUACAGUCCACAUUUAUUUUUCUUUCCUAUCCCAAGAGAAUGUCUUCUUGCUCCCACGUCAACUCCUAAUUCCUUCCCUUCUUAUCCCUCUAUUCUUAUACAAUUACCCCAAGUUAGUGUGAAUUUACUAUCCAUAGCUCUUUCUGUUUGCAUUCUACCUUGGGCUUCCCCCUUCCAUAUCUUUGCUCAAGCUAUUAUCCCUUGGCCUGCCAGGGAUACUUUCCCAGAGCUCUCUGACUCUGAGAAAUACCUACCUUUUAGCUGGAGCCCCAGAGUCCCCAAAAAGCUAAGUUGAACUCUAGUUGUUCUACAAACCCUGAACAUCACAUCUAGCCAUAUCAAAAGAUGGAAUAAACUCAGAUUCCUUUGGCAAAUUUAAUGUAACUCUGAUACCAAAAUAUGACAACAACACAGGAAGCAAACACAAAGCAGGAACAGCAGAUUUUUCAUAGUGUUUCACUCAGCUAAUGGGUAGUAGCUGCUUAGGCUGCUGUGUGGACAGAGAUUCCAAAGCUGCACAUUGGCUCCAUGGGAAGUACUGCUGUGUUAGUGUUAUCUGUAAACAUGGGUAACAAACCUGAAAAACAGAGCAGAAUACCCAGAGACAUGUUAGCACCAGGCCCAUUUCCUCCCGUUUCCUUUCUUGUCUUCAUCUUCUCCCUUGGUCCUCCUGUCUUAGGGUUUCUUCUAGUAGCUCCCAACUAUCAUAGCUUCCCCGUGGGUCCUGGCUAUGGGAAUAUUGCACUUACCUGAAACUUCAUUAGCCGUAAGAGAAGCCACAGGCACCCAGGUUAGUGGCUCCACCACCGAAGCCAGUACCGGUGCUUGGUCCACCGCCGAAUCCAGCACUGCUGUUCAGUCCACCACCAAAGCCAGCACUGCUGCUCAGUCCACCACCGAAGCCAGUACUGGUACUCAGUCCCCCACCGAAGCUAGGUGCAGUGCUUGGUCCUCCGAAGCCAGGUGCAGUGCUUGGUCCGCCAAAGCCAGCUCCUGUACUUGGUCCACCACCAAAGCCACCAGUGCUUGGUCCACUGCAGAAGCCAGCACCAGUGCCUGGUCCACCACUAAAGCCAACAAUAGAACUGGGUCCAUUACUGAAGCUGGAGCCGGCGCUGGGCUCACCAGUAAAGCCACUGCUGGUGUUGGAAUCACUGCCAAAGCCAAUGAUGGUAUUCAGUCCUCUGUCGAAGCUGGCAUUAGGCCCACUGCCAAAGCCAUCGCCAGUGCUGAGGCUUACACUAAAGCCUGCACCAGUGCCAAGUGUGCCGCCAAAACCAUUAUUGGUACUCAGGUCACCAGCAAAGCCAUUAGUGACCAGGCCACCACCAAAGCCAGUGCCGCUGCCAAGUCCAUCACCAAAGCCAGCACUAGUGCCCAGUCCACCACCAAAAUCAGUGCUAGUGUUUAGUCCACCAUCGAAGCCAGCACUGGUACCCAGUCCCCCACUGAAGUCAGCAUUAGGACUUAGUCCACCACCAAAAUCAGUGCUGGUGCCUAGUCCACCACCAAAGCCAGUGCUGGUGCCCAGGCCACCAUUGAAGCUAGCACUGGGGCCUAAGCUUCCACCAAAGCCGGUGCUGGUACCUAGGCUGCUGCCAAAGCCAGCACUGGUGCCCAAUCCAUUUCCAAAGCCAGCACUGGUACUUAGCCCAUUCCCAAAACUGAAAAUGGCACUGGUGCUGUGCCCCUCACUGUAAUUGGCACUGGUAGCACCACUAAAGCAGGAGUUGGUGCUGGAAGAGCCUCCAAAGCAUAGGUUGGUGUUAGAUGCACUGCCAAAACAGAGACUGGUGCUGGGUGCUCCACCAAAACAGAGAUUAGUGCUGUGAGAACCACCAAAGCUGCCGCUGGUGGUGGGAGCACUGCCAAAGCUAAUACUGC